CUGCAAUUGAAGAAUGAAGUAGACGUUUGUCAGCAUAGCAGGUUCAAACUUCUUACGUACCAUAUAAAGCUGAAUUAUACCUUCUUUCUUGUCUGGUAAAGUCUGUUUCAGCAUGUCUUUUGAAGGAAAGUCUAUUACUUGCAAGGCUGCAGUUGCUUGGAAGGCUGGAGAUGCUUUGUCCAUUGAAAAUAUCGAAGUUGCUCCUCCAAAAGCUCAUGAAGUUCGUGUUCAAGUCUCGUGGUCGGCUGUUUGUCACACCGACGCCUACACUCUUUCAGGUGUAGACCCUGAAGGUGCCUUCCCCAUUAUUUUGGGUCAUGAAGGUGCAGGUGUUGUUGAGAGCAUUGGCGAAGACGUUACAAAUGUUCGUCCUGGCGAUCAUGUCAUUCUUCUCUACACCCCCGAGUGCAAAGAAUGUAAGUUUUGUCGCAGCGGUAAAACCAACCUGUGUUCCAAAAUUCGUGAAACCCAAGGUCGUGGCUUGAUGCCUGAUGGUACUUCUCGUUUUUCAGUUGACGGAAAGCCAAUCCUCCAUUAUAUGGGUUGUUCAAGCUUUAGUCAGUAUACUGUCGUUUCGGACAUUUCUCUUGUUGCUAUUUCCCACUCUGCUCCUCUUCGUAGUGUCUGUCUGUUGGGAUGUGGUAUUACUACUGGCUUUGGAGCGGCUACUCAUUCUGCCAAGGUUGAGCCUGGCUCAACUGUCGCCGUUAUCGGAUGCGGCUGUGUGGGUCUUGCUGCCAUGCAGGGUGCUGUUGCUGCUGGUGCCUCGCGUAUCAUUGCCAUUGACAUUAAUUCUGAAAAGGAAGCUUUUGCUAAGAAAUUUGGUGCCACUGAUUUUGUCAAUCCCUCCACGGUUGACGAUAUCGUUCAGCACAUUAUUAACAUGACUGAUGGUGGUGUGGACUACGCCUUUGACUGCACUGGCAAUGUUACUGUUAUGCUACAAGCCUUACAAUUCUGCCACAAAGGCUGGGGCAAGCUUUGUGUUAUUGGUGUUGCUGCUGCUGGCAAGACCUUGGAUUUCCGACCUUUCUUGGUUGUCACCGGUCGUCAUGUUUUAGGCUCUGCUUUUGGUGGUGUCAAGGGUCGCACUGAGCUUCCUAACUUUGUCGACGAUUACCUCCAAGGCCACUUCAAGGUCGAUGAGUACAUUACACACGAGGAAAGUUUGCACACCAUUAACAAUGCCUUGGAGCACAUGCAUGAGGGUAAAUGCAUCCGCUGCGUAGUCGAUAUGGACAAGCCCUAAAGAUUAUAGAUAGAAGAUGCCUUGCAUUUCGAGCUUGAGGCUUCUAUAUGUUUACUUUUGUUAGUUACGCUUUACAAUGAAUUUUUU
Messenger RNA from Schizosaccharomyces cryophilus OY26, 1336 nucleotides. RefSeq names its product glutathione-dependent formaldehyde dehydrogenase. The transcript has 3 exons. Gene Ontology annotation, cellular component: cytosol. Gene Ontology annotation, molecular function: S-(hydroxymethyl)glutathione dehydrogenase [NAD(P)+] activity; zinc ion binding. NCBI's taxonomy places the organism in Eukaryota, Fungi, Ascomycota, Schizosaccharomycetes, Schizosaccharomycetales, Schizosaccharomycetaceae. Bases 113 to 1249 code for a protein of 378 amino acids. The record is from RefSeq and is a predicted model, not a curated record. Gene Ontology annotation, biological process: formaldehyde catabolic process.